Xiphophorus couchianus (Monterrey platyfish) is the source of this 2649-nucleotide messenger RNA. RefSeq names its product phospholipase D family member 4 (gene pld4). The record is from RefSeq and is a predicted model, not a curated record. Bases 210 to 1658 code for a protein of 482 amino acids. The transcript is spliced from 10 exons. Lineage: Eukaryota; Metazoa; Chordata; Actinopteri; Cyprinodontiformes; Poeciliidae. Gene Ontology annotation, molecular function: catalytic activity.
GUUAUAUUAAACAGCAGAGAUAUUUAGUUCAGCUGUGGCUGCGAGCUGAAGGGGAAGAAAGAAGUGAGAAAAACAAGCUGGGUCUGUUAACCAGUGAGUUUGUUCUUUAGCGUUACCGUAGGCAACAUUUUUAGGUUAAACACUGAGUUUAAAGCUAGAAAAACCCAGUACUUUUUUUUUUUUGAAGAACCCAGCGACUCAAAGGAAAGAUGACCUCAGAAUACAGAAGCCUUCAUGACAACUAUGUUUCAAACAAAGGCAGGAGGACCAGCUGUGUGACAUUGGCUGUGAUUUUGGGCUGUCUGACUGUUCUCGGUGUUAUUCUUGCCAUCGCUGUGCUGGAGAGACCAACACCUAAAAACCAUGACACUCUUCCUGAGGACACUGGUGGGCUGAACCUCACUGACCAGUGCAGCAUGACCCUUGUGGAAAGUAUUCCUCUAUAUCUAAAAUAUGAAAGCAAUGCAACUUUUGGGAUCCCUCUGGAGCAAGCCUGGAAAGACCUUAUCUCCCAAGCAUCUCACAGCGUGAAUGUAGUCUCAUUCUACUGGACGUUAACAGGGGAGGACAUCAACGUCAACUCCUCCACUGAUAUUCCUGGAAAGGACAUCCUUCAAGCGCUUGGGGAACUUCCCUCCAGGAACAUAUCUGUGCGCGUGGUGAGCAGUGUUCCCACAGUCAAAACAAACUCCACAGAUCUAAAGAUCCUAAAACAGAAAGGAGUUCAGGUGAGAAGAGUAGAGUUUGGUCGCCUGACGGCAGGCGUCCUCCACACCAAGUUCUGGAUUGUUGACAUGAAGCAUGUGUUCAUUGGAAGUGCCAAUAUGGACUGGAGGGCUCUGACCCAGGUAAAGGAACUGGGAGUGGUGGUCUAUAAUUGUUCCAGGCUUGCGAUGGACCUUCAUAAGAUCUUCCAGUCCUAUUGGGUAAUGGGGAAACCCAACAGCUCCCUGCCACAACCUUGGCCUGCAAAUUAUUCCACUAACAUCAACAAACAGCACCCUCUGCUGGUAAAAGAGGGUAACAUCUCCAGCAGCCUUUACAUUGCUGGUUCUCCUCCAACUUUUUGUCCUCCAUCAAGGACUCAGGACCUGGAGGCGAUACUGUCCUCCAUCUCAGAGGCUGACAAAUUUGUUGAUGUUGCUGUCAUGGAGUAUUUCCCCACCACUCGAUUUGAAAAGCCUCACAAAUACUGGCCUUUCAUUGAUGAUGCCAUUAAGAUGGCUGUGUUUGAAAGGAAAGUGAAGAUCAGGAUGUUGAUCAGCUGUGGCCGUGAUUCUGAUCCAGCCAUGUUGCCCUUUCUUCAGUCUUUGGCUUCAAUGGAUUACCCUCUCCAUCACAUCAGCAUCCAAAUAAAACUGUACAUCGUCCCCGUGGGAAAUCAGUCUGAUAUUCCAUACACCAGAGUCAAUCAUAAUAAAUACAUGGUGACUGAUAAAGUUGCAUACGUAGGUACCUCCAACUGGGUGGGUGACUACUUUCUGACCACAGCUGGAGUGAGUCUGGUCAUUUCCCAGAACACUCCUCACUCUCCAGUGAACAAUAAGACCCUGUACCACCAGCUGAAGGACGUAUUCAACAGAGACUGGCACUCAGAAUUCGCUGUCCACCUCAGGGAUCUGGGACACAAUCCAGACUGUGCUCUAUCACCGAGAUGACUGAUGCUUUUAUCAAACAACUACAAAUAAUUUAUUUUGCUUUUAAUGCAACAUUUCCAUCGUAACUGUUGCUUUGCAUUGUUUUAUUUUCGGUAUCAGCAUUUUAUAUAAUUUUACUAAGUUUCUCUGAUGCUUUAGUUAAAGGUUCUAUUAGUUCCUUAUUGAUUUCUAUGCAUCUUUACCUGCAUUCCUUUUUUACUUCUCAAUAUAUGGAAAUAAUAUAUCACAUUCAGUCUAGUUCAGCUGCUAGAUUUUAAGUUAUUAGUUAGCUGUUUGUGUCAUAAACAUAGAUGGAGCUUUAUCAUAGCCUUUAGAUCUCAUUACUGUGUGAUUGCUGUUAACAUUUGCAAAAAAUCAAACGAUAGUGCCAGAAUUUAAGCCUGAGCUAAAGUAGGUUUGAGAAGACAAUUUCAUAGACGCAGCUACAGCUAUGAAAAUGUCUUUGUAGCUUUUGCUUAGCACAACAUAAGAUUUUACGUUAUUUUUCAUAGUUACCGUUAAACAGAAAUUAUAGAGAAACAUAACACAAUAAUUUAAAGGUUGAAAAUAUGCACAUUGUGAUAACUUUUGUUUUGUUAAAAGAAAAAAAUCUAUUCCUGCAGAACACAAACAUAUAUUGUAGCCAAGACUGACUCAUCUGUAUCUACUGUAAAAUCUUUUUAAAUAUUUUUCUCAGUAUUGCUGUAUGAUUUAUUGAUUUUCUCAACAUAGAAACUAUGAAAUGAUUCCCUGACAGCAUCUCUUGUAUGGAUAGAUACUGGAUAGAUAUAAAUGACAUCCGGCACCUCGUUCCCGACUCUAUUGGGUUUGUAAUAGAGCCAUAAAGGCCAUAAACCUGAAUGUUAGUCUCAUUGUAUGACAAUAAUAAGUAAAAAACCACGGUUUUGUAUGUAUAAUUAUGGUAUUAGCACUUUUUUUUUUAACAAAUGUAAAAUGGUGCAAUUUUUACAUUCAAAUUCAUUUUCUUUAAUACAAAAUACAAGGGAUCUCA